Etheostoma spectabile (orangethroat darter) is the source of this 4131-nucleotide messenger RNA. RefSeq names its product hook microtubule-tethering protein 2 (gene hook2). Gene Ontology annotation, biological process: cytoskeleton-dependent intracellular transport; cytoplasmic microtubule organization. The transcript is spliced from 23 exons. Bases 216 to 2354 code for a protein of 712 amino acids. The record is from RefSeq and is a predicted model, not a curated record. Gene Ontology annotation, cellular component: centrosome; cytoplasm. Gene Ontology annotation, molecular function: dynein light intermediate chain binding; microtubule binding. Lineage: Eukaryota; Metazoa; Chordata; Actinopteri; Perciformes; Percidae.
CAUGUGAACGCGCUUAUUACGGAAGCUCGCUUGGUAAACAGGAGGCGACGAAACGCGAAAGGGGGGGGGGUCGGCUUCAGCAGGAGACCGUGGCUGGACAAUGACUGACGUGGAAAGUGGAAAGGAGUGAGUAACGAACUUUUGGGGGAGAAGAUUGAGUCUUGAGAGCCAAAUCCAUCGCCUCUCUGUGUGUGAGCUGCUGCGGGUUCAGCACGAUGAAUCUGGACAAAGCAGAGCUGUGUGAUUCACUGCUAACCUGGUUGCAGACAUUUCAGGUCCCAUCAUGCAACAGCAAGCACGACCUGACAAGUGGAGUGGCCAUCGCACACGUGCUUCACAGAAUAGCCCCCCCAUGGUUUAAUGAGACGUGGCUGGGCCGGAUCAAGGAGGAGAGCGGAGCCAACUGGCGCCUCAAGGUCAGCAACUUGAAAAAGAUUCUUAAGGGCAUGAUGGAAUAUUAUCACGACGUGCUCGGUCAUCAGGUGUCAGAUGAGCACUUGCCAGACGUGAACCUUAUAGGAGAGAUGGGAGAUGUCACUGAACUGGGAAAGCUGGUACAACUCGUAUUGGCCUGCGCUGUCAGUUGUGAGAAGAAGCAAGAGCAAAUCCAGCAGAUAAUGACACUUGAGGAAUCGGUCCAGCAUGUCGUGAUGACAGCCAUUCAGGAGCUCUUAUCAAAGGAUCCUUCAUCGGACCCAGGAAGUCCAGAAACCUACGGGGACUUUGACUACCAGUCCAGGAAGUAUUAUUUUCUAAGUGAGGAGGCAGACGAGAAGGGGGACCUGAGCCAGCGCUGUCGAGACCUGCAGCAUCAGUUGUCGGUGGCUCUGGAGGAGAAGUCGUGCCUACAGGGGGAGACGCGCUCCCUGAAGGAGAAGCUGAGCCACUGCGACUCUCUGGACGUCUCCGCCACCGCCAUCACGGGCAAGAAGCUGCUGCUGCUGCAGAGUCAGAUGGAGCAGCUUCAGGAGGAGAACUACAGACUGGAGAACAGCCGAGAUGACGCGCGCGUGCGGGCAGAGGUCCUGGAGCGGGAGGUGACCGACCUGCAGCUGCGUAACGAAGAGCUGACCAGCCUGGCGCACGAGGCCCAGUCCCUCAAAGACGAGAUGGACAUUCUCAGGCACUCGUCUGACCGGGUGAACCAGCUGGAAGCGCUGGUGGAGACGUACAAGAGGAAGCUGGAGGAUCUGGGAGACCUGCGGAGGCAGGUGCGCCUCCUGGAGGAGCGCAACACCGUGUACAUGCAGCGCACCUGCGAGCUGGAGGAGGAGCUCCGCAGGGCCAACGCUGUCCGCAGUCAGCUGGACACCUACAAGAGACAGGCUCAUGAGCUCCACACCAAGCACUCGGCAGAGGCGAUGAAAGCUGAGAAAUGGCAGUUUGAGUACAAGAACCUUAACGACAAGUAUGACGCACUGCUGAAGGAGAAAGAACGUCUGAUCUCGGAGAGGGACACGCUUCGGGAGACAAACGAUGAGCUCCGGUGUGCACAAGUCCAACAGAGGUGUCUCAGCGGAUCUGGAGGCCUGUGUGACGACGAUGUCACAGUAGGAAACCUGGCUGCAGAGAUCAUGCCGACUGAGCUCAAGGAGACGGUGGUGCGUCUGCAGAGCGAAAACAAGAUGUUGUGCGUCCAGGAGGAGACCUACAGGCAGAAAGUAGUGGAGGUGCAGGCCGAGCUGGAGGAGGCCCAGCGCAGCAAGAACACCCUGGAAACUCAGAACAGAUUAAACCAGCAGCAGAUCUCAGAGCUGCGUUCUCAGAUCGAGGAGCUCCAGAAAACGCUCCAUGAGCAGGACAGCAAGACUGAGGAUGCCAUCUCCUCCUUACUGAAGAAAAAGCUUGAGGAGCAUCUGGAGAAGCUCCAUGAAGCCCACUCAGAUCUCCAAAAGAAAAGAGAGGUCAUUGACGACCUGGAGCCCAAAGUGGACGGCAACAUGGCAAAGAAGAUCGAUGAACUCCAGGAGAGCCUGCGGAAGAAGGACGAGGACAUGAAGCAGAUGGAGGAGCGAUACAAGCGCUAUGUGGAAAAAGCAAGAACGGUGAUCAAAACCCUGGAUCCCAAGCAGCAGCCGGUGCCUGCAACUCCUGACAUUCAGGCGCUGAAGAACCAGAUCACAGAGAAGGAGAGAAAAAUCCAGCACCUGGAGCAUGACUACGAGAAGAGCAGAACCCGACAUGACCAGGAGGAGAAACUCAUCAUUACUGCAUGGUACAACAUGGGGAUGGAGUUGCAUCAGAGAGUGUCUGGCGAGCGGCUGGGUCCCUCGAGCCAGGCCAUGUCCUUCCUCGCCCAGCAGCGCCAGUCCACCAACGCCAGGAGAGGCCUGACGCGACACCAUCCGAGAUGAGACGUCCCGCCGCCGGCAGAAGGACACACACAAAACGCUGAACGGACACACAGAGAGAGAGGGAAGACCAAGCGAUCCACAUUGGACUUCACAUGAACUCCCUGUGUCAUUGCCUUAAUGUCUUUCCCUGGACCCCUGGACCCCCCUGCACCUCAGAGAGACAUUUGUCAUGCUGCUGCUGCCCCCUGCUGGCUCUUAAUGGUACCAGAAUGUCUAUUUUCUCCGUGGAGCCCCAGAGCCGAGAGAUCCACUACUGUUAAACUCCGCUGUAGAUUAGAUCCAGAGGGAACUCACAGAAAACAGAAAUGAAUGGAGCAGAUGGAGUUGUCUCACCUUUUAAGGUGACUUUUCUUUUUUUUCCUCUUCCUCUUUUUAGCUGAUCGUGUUUCUUUAAGGUCUGUUUUUAAGUCUUUUUAAGUUAUACAAUAGGAUGUGAACUAGCUCUGCCAAGGCAAUAGUUUUAAUGUGGCAGACGAGAGAGAAGUUAUUAGGGCUUUUACAAUUACUACUGUAAGUGCUAGAGAAGAGAACAACACACAGGCUACGGGCAGAAAACAUCAUCACGUCCAGCCGUUGGUACGUCUCCUUGGUCUUCAUUUGUUUGGGAUUUUCUCAUUGGUUUUUGUUGUCUUGACCAUGUGUUUCGAGGUGAGUUUUUUUUUGUUUUAAUUUGAAGGCCCUCGAAAAGAUGUCAAGACCAUGAUGGUGCGUUUUAUAGCUUUAGUCUUUUUUUUUUUUUCUCCUUUUUAUGUAUUCACUUGAACAAUUUUCUCUAAACUUAAUAUUCACAAUAAGGAUUAGUUAAAAUGUUAACAAUAUAUACACCAAAGCACUUUUUUUUUUUUUUUUUGUCUAGAAGGGUGUGUUUCGUUAGAAGACUAAAAAUACUCCCUUGAUGGAUGAGAGUGAGGAUAGUCUCCCCUAAAGACUACGUCACACUGCAGGCUCAUUUUCACAUGUCGGGCGAUAAUGUGACUCCUGCAUAUUUUUCCUAAUGAUCUCUAAACAUGAAAUUGAUUAUUACUUAUGAUUUUUUUUUGUCUUCCUUCCAUUUUCUUCCCCUCUUUCCCAAAGAUUGAAACAGGGUAUUAGUCGUGGGUAGGACCUAAUUGCACUCACCACUUUAGAACCUAUGCUGAUGUAAAUGAAGGCAAUUAAUAGCCUCCUAGUUGAUCACAAAGACUGGAAAUAUAGGCAAGCAACACUCUGUAGUCGAAUCCAUCAUGAUAACAAAAAACACUAAUAAUAAUAUAAUAAUAAUAAUAAUGACUCGGUUAAAUGGCUGUUUACUGCUGCUAGACCUCAUUUACGGUUUAACUGAACUGGAAGGAAAUGUAUUCUCAUCAGUACGCUGGAAUUUUUUGUUGUCUGUAGACAGGAAGUGGAAGACGGGGGUUCAAGUUGAGCCUGUAAGACGUCUGCCUUUUUUCCUUGUCAACACAUGAUGUCAUUUUAGCCUUUCCCAUAUCAGAGAUCUACUGCUUUGUGACUUGGACUCCGUUCCUUGUGAAUGUUUGCGCUGUGGACUACAAAGACCAGAAUCCUGCUGUUGUGUUCACACUUUUUCUACUGAUUGUUUGAGUUGAUAUUUAUGGUGUUUUACGUCGUCAUCUCUGCUGCACAUUUGCAUGGUGUGAAGGGUCUAACUUUAAGGUUUGCAUCAUAUUCUGGUCUAGUAGGUUGUAGUGGACUUCACACAGGCAUCUGAGGCAAGUCCAAGAUCUGUAGUCCGGUCUGUUCUACAUUUGCACUACAAAUAAAUGGGAUCUGAAGAUAA